AUGAAGGCGUUACGGAGAAGCUAUACUUCAACGUCUUCUGGAAAUUCUAAUUCUUCUUCUUCUUCUUCUCCGUUACCAUCUUCUACUUCGUUGCCAUCUUCAUCUUCUUCUUCUUCUGCUACUUCACCUCCUUCUUCUAACUCUUCGUCUUCGUCUUCGUCUUCCUCAUCUUCUUCUUCAUCUUCGUCUUCUUCGUGGAUCCAUCUCCGGUCGGUUCUCUUCGUGGCUAAUGUUUCUCCAUCUUCAGUUACUUCUUCCGAUCGCCGGCGGAAAUCACCGUGGUCUCGCCGGAAAAGGAAAUGGGCUUUGACGCCGCAUCAGUGGAGGAGUCUAUUUACACCGGAAGGAAAACUCCGUGAUGGUGGUGUUGGGUUCCUGAAGAAAGUUAGAAGCAGAGGUGUCGAUCCAAGUAUCCGUGCAGAAGUGUGGCUCUUCUUGCUCGGAGUCUAUGAUUUGAACAGUACUAGUGAAGAAAGGGAAGCUGUUAAAACUCAAAAAAGGAAAGAGUAUGAGAAGUUACAGAGACGGUGUCAGAAGCUUCUCAAGUGUGGCAAUGCCAAUGUAACUACCGAUGAUCUCGAGGAGGAACUUCCUUGUGAGGAAGCAAACGAUCAAUGUGUUCGAUUCAUGGAUGAUUACAAGACAAAUCAAGAUGUUGUCUCUGCUGUGAACACUGAUUCUUCCGACACAGAAGACUCUUGUGAAGACAACGACAAUGAAGAUGUUCAGCUACUUCCGUCUUUUGUAUACAGCGACGAGAAAAAACCAGAGGAGGAGAUUAACAAUAAUACUAAUUCCGAAGAGAAUAGUUGUUCUGCUGAGAUCAAAGCAGAAGUCGCAGUACACGAAGAUUUCUCUACGUGGCAACGUAUCAUUCGUCUUGAUGCGCUACGUGCAAAUUCCGACUGGGCAACGUACUCUCCAUCAUCAACAGUGAUCACAGAAAGCAAAGCUCGCGGUUUAGCUGAGUCUGUAUGUUUAAAAGACUACGAACACUUAGAAAGCUGCAGGCUUUACCACGCUGCUCGUCUCGUUUCCAUUCUCGAAGCCUAUGCUCUCUACGAUCCAGAGAUAGGCUACUGCCAAGGAAUGAGCGACCUUCUGUCGCCGAUCCUCGCCGUGAUCUCGGAGGAUCACGAAGCUUUCUGGUGCUUUGUUGGCUUCAUGAAGAAAGCUCGGCACAACUUCAGGCUCGACGAGGCAGGGAUACAGAGACAGCUGAGCAUCGUGUCGAGGAUCAUCAAGUCCAAAGACUCUCAGCUUUACAAGCACUUGGAGAAUCUCCAAGCGGAGGAUUGUAGCUUCGUUUACAGGAUGGUGCUUGUGAUGUUUAGGAGGGAGCUGAGCUUUGAGCAGACGCUUUGUCUGUGGGAAGUGAUGUGGGCUGAUCAAGCUGCCAUUAGAGCUGGUGUUGGGAAGUCGCCGUGGAGCAGGAUCCGGCAGCUGGCGCCGCCGACGGACGAUCUGUUGCUGUACGCGAUCGCGGCGUUGGUGCUGCGUAGGAAGCUGAUCAUACAGAAGUACAGUAGUAUGGAUGAGAUUGUGGAAGAGUGUAAUAGCAUGGCUGGUCAGCUUGACGUGUGGAAGCUUCUUGAUGAUGCUCAUCACCUUGUUGUGACGUUACAUGACAAGAUCGAAACUCUUUCUUCUCAGUCUCAGAGCAUUUGA
This is a messenger RNA of Microthlaspi erraticum, 1668 nucleotides long. Lineage: Eukaryota; Viridiplantae; Streptophyta; Magnoliopsida; Brassicales; Brassicaceae. The record is from the annotation of a GenBank genome assembly.